Messenger RNA from Danio aesculapii, 3702 nucleotides. RefSeq names its product copine IVb (gene cpne4b). The record is from RefSeq and is a predicted model, not a curated record. Lineage: Eukaryota; Metazoa; Chordata; Actinopteri; Cypriniformes; Danionidae. Gene Ontology annotation, molecular function: calcium-dependent phospholipid binding. Gene Ontology annotation, cellular component: plasma membrane. The transcript has 16 exons. Bases 126 to 1787 code for a protein of 553 amino acids. Gene Ontology annotation, biological process: cellular response to calcium ion.
UGGAAAAUGAGUCCAGUGCGUAAACUGCACUCAACACAAUCUUAAAACUGAGGAACUUUUUUCUUGCAUCUCUUGGGAUUUGUUCUUAUACUGAAAACAGUGGAAACAGAACACAGAAACACAAAAUGAGUAACAUCUACGAAUCUGCUGCCACCACACUGGGCAUCUUCAACAGCCCAUGCCUGACAAAAGUGGAGCUCCGUGUGGCCUGUAAAGGAAUAUCUGACCGAGAUGCUCUAUCUAAACCUGACCCCUGUGUCGUCCUCAAGAUGCAGUCCCAUGGACAGUGGUUUGAGGUGGAUCGGACAGAAGUGAUUCGCAGCAGCAUCAGUCCAGUUUUCUCCAAAGUCUUCACAGUGGACUACUAUUUUGAGGAAGUGCAGCGCCUUCGUUUUGAGCUUCAUGACAUCAGCAGCAACCAUAAUGGACUUAAAGAGGCUGACUUCCUGGGCGCCAUGGAGUGCACACUCGGACAGAUUGUAUCUCAAAGAAAACUGUCUAAAGCUUUAUUGAAGCAAGGAAACACAGCUGGCAAAUCAUCUAUCACAGUCACAGCUGAGGAGCUGUCUGGGAAUGAUGACUAUGUGGAGCUCGCCUUCAGUGCCAAGAAACUGGAUGACAAGGACUUUUUUAGCAAAUCAGAUCCAUUUCUGGAAAUCUUCAGAGUGAAUGAUGAUGGCACAGCAUCACUGGUUCAUAGAACAGAGACCAUUAUGAACAAUCUCAGCCCUGUCUGGAAGUCAUUCAAAGUUUCAUUAAACACACUCUGCAGUGGAGAUCAUGAUCGGGAGUUAAAGUGUAUAGUAUGGGACUGGGAUUCUAAUGGCAAACAUGACUUCAUAGGAGAAUUUCAAACCACUUUUAAGGAGAUGAAGUCAGCCAUGGAUGGGAAACAGAUCCAGUGGGAGUGUAUUAAUCCUAAGUACCAAGUGAAAAAGAAGAACUACAGAAAUUCUGGAAUGGUCAUUCUUACCCUGUGCAAGAUCAUUAAGAUGCAUUCUUUCCUGGAUUACAUAAUGGGAGGUUGUCAGAUUCAGUUCACAGUGGCCAUUGAUUUCACUGCCUCAAAUGGAGACCCUCGAAACAGCUGCUCCCUCCACUACAUCCACCCUUACCAGCCCAAUGAGUACCUAAAAGCACUCAUUGCUGUUGGGGAGAUCUGCCAGGACUAUGAUAGUGACAAAAUGUUUCCUGCUUUUGGUUUUGGUGCCCAAAUUCCGCCAGACUUCAAAGUUUCUCAUGAUUUUGCUGUGAAUUUUGACGAAGACAAUCCAGAAUGUGCUGGUGUUCAAGGUGUCAUUGAGGCUUAUCAGAAUUGCCUCCCGAAAAUCCAGUUAUAUGGCCCCACUAAUAUUGCUCCAAUCAUCCAGAAAGUUGCUAACUCUGCUUCCGAGGAGAUGCACACCAAAGAAGCCAUGGAAUACUUCAUACUGCUGAUCCUGACGGAUGGAGUGAUCACAGAUAUGGCAGACACACGAGAAGCGAUUGUUCACGCAUCACACCUGCCCAUGUCCGUCAUCAUCGUUGGCAUAGGAAGUGCAGACUUCAGUGACAUGCAGAUGUUGGAUGGUGAUGAUGGAAUCCUCCGCUCUCCGAAAGGAGAACCUGUCCUGAGGGACAUUGUGCAGUUUGUGCCCUUCCGCAACUUCAAACAUGCAUCUCCUGCAGCGCUGGCUAAAAGUGUGCUGGCUGAGGUUCCCAAUCAAGUGGUGGAUUACUACAAUGGAAAAGGCAUCAAGCCCAAAGGCCUGUCAGACUAUGAGUCUUCCAGGGCAUUUAGUCCCUGAGCUACGCAAAGCCAUAAAGUCAUAUAGCAACCUCCGUGUCUCAGCUUCAAGAUAUCUUCUUUGAUUAUUUCAGAGCUUGCUGCAUCAGUAUAGGUAUUGACAAGCAGGUCCAUCCAGCAGGUCCAUUAGUGUUUGGUUUUUCAGUAGCAUUGGCAUGUUUCUUCUUACACAGCUGUUAAACUGGGGUCACACUAGACUUUUCAUCCCACUGACUUGACAUUCAUAUGCGAGAAAGACGCAAACCCAUUUAAAUACAUUACACAUUUUGCUUAGUAGCAAAGCUUGUUUGGUAAACUUUGACCUGUGACUUCCCAUCAAGUGAAUGUAAAUUUAUGAUUCAAAUUAUGACCUUUCGGUCAAAAAUUGAAAACAUGGAGGAAUCGCUUGUUUUUUUGCAGUGUCACACUGUAUCAUUGUUUUAUCCCACCCCUUUUCACCACACUGUUCGAAUUCACCAUUCGCAUGCUCAAACUAGUGCAAGAGUAAACUUUUCUAACAGAAUAAAGAAAGGCAAAUGAACAAAAGCAGGGCAGAAAUGAGACAUGCACUGAUAGCCUUGCCAUAAAAACAUUGCAUGUGACCAGAAGUGAAGAAAGGGCAUUUCGAGGAUGAAGGAAAGGUCAUGAUCAGUGUUGGGGAAAGUUUCUUUUGAAAGUAGUGCAUUCUCUGCUAGCAGAAUUUAUGUGGCUCAAAUCCGGCCCACACCAGAUACUUACAUCCAGCCCACAUACUGCAUGGAAUAAUGGCACUUGGGCGGUCCGCUUCUGUUUGCCAGAUCUGGGCCCCAAUUAAGAAAUAGCAAUACCACAUAUCAGCCAGAAUUCAACCAAAUAAACCAGAACUGACCCUAUUCUGGGCCACAGUUUGCUUUUAUUCUGGCCCAGAUCCGGCCCACACCAGACACUUACACCCGGACCACAUACUGAAUGGAAUAAUGGCUCUAGGGUGGUCCGCUCCUGUUUGCCAGAUCUUGGCCACAAAUGAGCUAUUAUACCCCUAUCUCCCAUGUCAAAGAACCAUGGUUUGACCGCUAAAAUUAUCAAAUGAUCACUGUAUCACUAUUAUAUGUUUUAGGAUAACAGUAUCAUACUUGCCACAUCUUACCUCAGCUGCUUUGAGCUCACACCAUCUUUAGCCAGAGAUACACACCCAUAUUUGCCAUAUCUUAUUUGGGUUACUAUAGGCUCACAGCCACAUUAGCCAGAGCUUACUGUGCCGUAUAUUUUCCCAAAAUGGUACACAUUUGUUUUAGGAUAACUGGGCCACAUUUGCCAUGUCUUCUCUAGGCCACUUUAUGCUAACAACCACAUUAGCCAGAGCUUACUGUGCUGUACUGUAUAUUUGCCAAAAGUGGUACACAUUUGUUUUAAAGAUAACUGGCCCACAUUUUCCAUAUCUUUUCUAGGCCACUUUGAGCUCACAGCCACAUUAGCCAAAGCUUACUGUGCCGAAUAUUUGCCAAAAGUGGCCCACAUAUGUCCUAAGAUAACUGGGCCACAUUUGCACCUAAACAUGUGAGACAAUUUGGGUUUAGACCAAGAUAACUCUUAAAUGACUACACCACAUUUUUGCCAGCUGUGGCCCACAUUUGUCCUCCGUCGUUUGGGCCAAAUUUAUCAUUUUCCACAUGGGCCACAUUAGGCUCACAUUCAGAUUACAUUGUGCCAUAAGUGCCAAAUCUUUGCCUUAAAUGGCCCAUAUAUGAAUUGGAAUCUUUGGCCCCCUUUUGCUAUUGUACAGGUGCUGUAUAUACAGAUUAAUGACAGCAAAUAAAGUAAUGUAGUUGCUACUUUGACAUUUUGUGUUAUUAAUUAAAUUUUAUUUGAUAAAAAGUUAAUUUCCUGUCCCUUGAGAAAAAGAUUGCAAUAAAUCCUUACAAUCCUAACAUGAAAUAAUUUAUAUUAGGGCAAAACUA